This is a messenger RNA of Callithrix jacchus (white-tufted-ear marmoset), 3429 nucleotides long. RefSeq names its product DDB1- and CUL4-associated factor 8-like protein 1. Gene Ontology annotation, cellular component: cytoplasm; Cul4-RING E3 ubiquitin ligase complex. Gene Ontology annotation, molecular function: protein binding. The record is from RefSeq and is a predicted model, not a curated record. Lineage: Eukaryota; Metazoa; Chordata; Mammalia; Primates; Cebidae.
GAGAACACUUUCCAAAGUGCAGCAAGUUUCAAUCUUCACAAAAACCACAGCGACUCACAGUGUAAGAUCUCAUGGAGGUGGGGCUCUGGGCCUGGAAAAAUUAGAGCAGUCUGGAUGCACGCCGCUAAGAGACGAGCGGGUAAGAAGCCUUCUGAACCUCACGGGCCCCCGUACUGACGUAAUUAGUUUGUGACUCUCAUUAGCCAAUCCGGUUAGUGUCUCUUUGCUGCUAACCUACUGCUUUCUGCCACCGUCCGUCCUCAGGGUAGGCCGGCUCUCUCCUCUGAGCUUUUAGGGGUUUGCUUUUCCAGAACAGCUACAGCAAACAUUGUUCAAGAUGUCCCACAAAGAGGGCAGCACAGAUGACUUCCCAGACGUAGGGACUGAAAGCCUGUUCAGCCCAGAGGAGCAGUCCGGAGCAGCGGCGGCGGCGCCGGAGGCGUCCUCAGACAUAGAAAUGGCGGCCGCAGAGCCAUCGACCCAAGAUGGCGGUGAUAGGAGGGAUGGUGGUUUCCGGAACGAUGCCAGCACAGAAAGUCGAAGCACUGACCGAGAAAGUUCAGGUGAAGACGUCGAACUUGAGAGCUUGGAGGCGCGUUUCCUCAGGCGCGGUGGAAGCUUAUUUUAUUACCCUUUACCGGGAGAGGAGGAGAGAGAAGGGGAGGAGCAAGGAGAGGAGAGCGUGGAGGGAGGGGAUGAGGAAGAGGAACAGUCUCAGGUGUGUUCACAAUGCGGUGCUGCCAACCAUGAGCAGUGUCCGUUAGAGGAGGAUACGGUGCUGGAGGAGUGGAUUUCUGCAGAGACAUCUGCCCUGCCCCGACCUCGCUGGCAGGUCGUUCCUGCUCUUCGCCAGUGGCAGCUGGGUUUAAGUACCCGAUUUGUCUAUGAGGCUUGUGGGGCAAGAGCCUUUGUGCAGCGUUUCCGCCUGCAAUAUCAUCUUGAAGGCCAUUUCGGUUUUACUAGUACUGUAUGCUUGAACCAGCGUGGCACCCGGCUGGCCACUAGCUGUGGUAACCUAAAGGUGACAGUGUGGGACUGGGUGCGGCAGCGGCCACUACUGAACUUUGAGAGUGGUCACCAAAUUAACGGCAUCCAGGCUAAGUUCCUUCCUAACUGUGGUGAUUCCACACUGGCCACGUGUGGCCACGAUGGGCAGGUACGGGUAGCAGAACUAAUCAAUGCAUCAUAUUGCAAGAAUACGAAGCAUGUGGUGCAGCACAAGGGAGCUGCCUAUGAGUUGGCUCUGGAACCAGACUCUCCUUAUAAGUUCCUCACUUCAGGUGAAGAUGCCGUUGUCUUCACCAUUGACCUCAGACAACACCAGCCAGCUUCAAAAAUUGUGGUAACAAGAGAAAAGGGGAAGAGAGUGGGGCUGUAUACAAUCUCGAUGAAUCCUGCCAAUACCUACCAAUUUGCAGUGGCUGGAGAUGAUCAGUUUGUACGGAUAUAUGACCAGAGGAGAAUUGAUGAGAAAGAGAACAAUGGCGUACUUAAGAAAUUCUCUCCUCAUCAUCUGGUUGAUUGUGAUUUCCCAACAAACAUCACCAGCGUUGUGUACAGCCAUGAUGGCACAGAGCUCCUGGCCAGCUACAGUGAUGAAGAUAUUUAUCUCUUCAACUCCUCUCACAGUGAUGGUGCUCAGUAUGCAAAGAGAUUUAAGGGGCACAGAAAUAAUAUCACGAUCAAAGAUGUUAAGUUCUACGGCCCCAGGAGUGAGUUUGUCGUGAGCGGUAGUGAUUGUGGGCACAUCUUCUUCUGGGAGAAAUCAUCUUGCCAGAUCAUCCAGUACAUGGAGGCGGACAGAGAAGGUAUAGUAAACCAUCUUGAACCCCACCCUUACCUACCUAUGUUGGUGACCAGUGGCCUAGAUCAUGAUGUCAAGAUCUGGACACCCACAGCUGAAGCUGCCACUGAGCUUGCUGGGUUAAAAGAUGUGGUUAAGAAGAACAAGCGGGAACGAGAUUCAGAUACCUUGUACCGUACUGGCAUUUUUGAGAGCUAUAGGCUUCAGCCUCCCACGCAACAGAUGUCACAGAGAGGUCAUCACCCUGGCAAGAGAGAUCACAGAGCUGCGUUCCCAGAUGAAGAGUUGGAUGAGGCUUCCAGCACGUCAGAUACAUCUGAGGAGGAGGGCCAAGAUCAAGGGCAGUGCUUACCAUCUUGAAGGCCUCAUAUCCAGUCCAGCUAGAUGCCACUUAAGUACACUGGACUUUACAAUUCAGUUUGACUAAUUUAGAAUUGUCAAUAGAUUAAUAGAUUUGCUUUUUGUCUUCUAGUUUUCCAAAUAUAUGCUAAAAGCCAUCUCUUCCAUCUCCUUCCUGACUUUCCUUUCUUCCUUCCACACAUUCUUUGUCUCUCAUUCCUUUCCUCUGUUUCUUUAUGCCUCUUUUGUUACCUGUUACCCCUUAUAUGAGUGCAUACACAACUUAUUUAUGCCUCUUUUUCUUUAUUCCCUUAUAGUUGACCUCUAAAUUUUCCUAAUUUUGUUGAAAAAAUUAAUGGCCGUAUUAGAUAUAUCUACUCAUUUCUAACAUUCUGAAAACUAUUACCUUUUUACUUUUUUCAUCUUUUAACAAUUGUUUUUGAAGAUCAAGUUCUUAAGUUGACUUGAAAGUUUCAUAAAUGUGUUUAUUCUUUAGGGGGAAACUAAAGCAAACCAUAGUUUUGUUAUUUGAAUACUGACACUUGGCCACACACAUACACAUGCACACACACACACACAUAAUCUUAGAAAAGGAAAGAAAAGUAGUAUUUAGAUUAAUUCCUAACACACACACACACACACACACAGCCUGAGAAAAGGCAAACAAGAGCAGUAUGUAGAUGAAUUCCUACCCAGGUAAUUCAUCCCCUCAGAGCAAAUAACCUGGGAUUAUCUGCAUUUUCUGAAUCCAUACGUUAAUAAUAUUGGUUAAUAAUAUUGGUACACUGAAGUUGGUAAGAACUAAGUUGAAUUCAAUCACAUGACAUUGUGUACUCUGCACAUUAAAUUUUCCUGAAAUUUUAUGCAUGGGAACUCCCACAGCAUUGCAUUCCAGGAAGUCCUCCUGGGACAAACAUCUCCUAUAAGAUGCCAGCUAGGAAUAUAAACAUCUCUCCUAUUUGAAAAAAUAUAUUUUAAUUAACUUUUAAGAAUAAGUUGCAAUAAAAAUUGUUUAUACAUGCAUAUAACCGUUUGAUAUAGCUGUUAGAAACAUUUUGUUUGACAUCCAUGUAUUGCUUAAAAUUCAGCUGUUUUAUGAGUUUAAAUUGUUCAAAAAAUUGUUGCAAUAAAAAUUGUUUUAUACUUACAUAUAACCAUUUGAUAUAGUUGUUAGAAAAUUCCUCUUUGACAUCCAUGGAUUGUUUAAAGUUCUCUCAGUUGUUUUAUGAGUUUAAAUUGUUUUAAAAAUUGUUUUAAGCUUUACUUAAAAUAAAUUUAAGUUACUA